AUGGUGGCCCCUCUUGGAGGGGAUACCCUCCCUACCCCUACCCCCACCACGCCUGCUACUCUAAAUGCCGAGGCCCAGGCCUCUACGUCCUGGUGGUCCGUAAUGGAGAAGGUGAUUGAUCUAAACCUGGCAGAGGAGGAUGCGCUGGGGAAGGAUCCAAUCCUCUACCCCAACACCUCCUCCUCCACCACCACCACUACUACUGUCGAUGCCGAGACCCAGGCCUCUACGUCCUGGUGGUCCGUAAUGGAGAAGGUGAUUGAUCUAAACCUGGCAGAGGAGGAUGCGCUGGGGAAGGAUCCAAUCCUCUACCCAAACAACUCCUCCUCCUCCACCACCACCACUACAACCACUACCACCACCAACGCCCUUGGUGGCCCACUCCGAGGAGGGACCAAAGGGUAA
This is a messenger RNA of Perkinsus marinus ATCC 50983, 405 nucleotides long. RefSeq lists its product as hypothetical. The transcript has a single exon. Lineage: Eukaryota; Perkinsozoa; Perkinsida; Perkinsidae. The record is from RefSeq and is a predicted model, not a curated record. The coding region runs from base 1 to 405 and encodes 134 amino acids.